UCAAUACUUCAACAACACUAGAUGGCAUUUCUCCAAGUUAUAAAAACAAAGAAAUUCAGAGAUAUAUAUUCAGUGCCAGACAAAAAUAUUAGAAAAGGUACACUAAUUUCGCGUAGCUUACUUUAAUCUUCAAGAUGUCUGAAAUAAAGUCAUUGGAGCACUCAACUCUAAAAGUUCCAUAUGAGAUCAUUAACAAAAAAUUUCGUGUUGCACAAAAAACCAUCGAUAGAGAAGUUGAUCAAAUACAAAAUAUUUCCAGAGAUGUCGAAAAAGCGUUGACAAUACAUCCAACGGUUUCGGACGUUAGCAAGAUGGUUGGAAAUGUGGUUCAGCGACUUCAAGUUUUGAAACGCAAGUCAGAGGAGAGCAUUAAUGAGGAAUUGAAUGCAGCCUUUGUGUGCAAAAAGAAAUUGGGACACCUUAAAGGCAUAGCUCAGCCGGAAACAAGUUCUGAUAUGGAAAUAUGGCAUGCUUCAAUUGAUCAAUGGAAACGGAUGCGAAUGGAUCGUAUGGUGAUAGAACAUCUUCUAAGAUUGGGUUACUAUGAAACGGCCAACAGACUGUCAAACCAUUCUGAUAUAAGACAUCUAACGAAUUUGGAUAUUUUCCACACUUCGCGUGAAGUUGAAGAAGACCUAUUAAGUUUCAAAACUACUAAAUGCAUUUUAUGGUGUAUGGAUAAUAAAUCCAAGCUAAGAAGAAUUAAUUCAAACAUAGAGUUUAACCUACGGGUACAGGAAUUUGUUGAACUUGUGCGUAAAGAUUUAAGAACUGAGGCUGUAAUACAUGCUAGAAAGCAUUUUCCGGCUUUCGAAAAAACUCAAAUUAAAGAAAUUUGCGAAUGUAUGGCUCUGUUGGCAUACCAGCCUAAUACAACUAUUGAACCGUACAGAAGCCUAUUCGAUUAUAGUCGUUGGAAGGAUUUGGUAUUAAAAUUCCGCAAUGAAAAUUAUCGUUUAUUCCAGAUAUCUUCGCAAUCAUUACUCAGCAUUGCAGUGCAGGCCGGGCUAUCAUCUUUAAAGACUCCCCAAUGUUUCUCAACAAACUGUAAAAAUUUAAAUUGUCCCGUAUGUCAAGAAGACUUUAAUAAGAUCGCUACAAAUUUGCCAUAUUCUCACUGCGUGCAAAGUCGUCUAAUUUGCAGAAUAACGGGACUUCCGCUAAACGAGCAUAAUUUACCAAUGAUGUUACCAAACGGACAAAUCUUUGGACAGCUGGCUAUACCGGAAAUUACCAAGGAAAAUGGUGUCGUUAUAUGUCCAAUUACAAACACUAAAUUCUCUACUCCAAAGAUCGAAAAGGUUUUCGUAAUGUAAGUCAUUUGAAUAAAAAUGUGAAACGAUAUAGAUGGUAAUAAUAACUUAGAAUUUAUUGUUUUCAUUGCUGGUUCUAAACUAUAUAUUUAUAUUAAUGAAGUGUAUUUUUCCAACAGCUUUUUUUAAUUGUCUUUUAUGCCUCUAUUUUUCAUAUGUAUUCAAAAAUGAAUCUUUGAUAAUUGCUUUGAAAUAUGUUUUAAUACAUAAUCACAUAAUAACUAAUAAUAAUAAAUUUACCUAAUCUAAA
Calliphora vicina (urban bluebottle blowfly) is the source of this 1563-nucleotide messenger RNA. RefSeq names its product Katazuke (gene Kaz). Gene Ontology annotation, cellular component: cytoplasm; GID complex; nucleus. Gene Ontology annotation, molecular function: protein binding; ubiquitin protein ligase activity. Gene Ontology annotation, biological process: proteasome-mediated ubiquitin-dependent protein catabolic process. Bases 135 to 1316 code for a protein of 393 amino acids. The transcript is spliced from 2 exons. The record is from RefSeq and is a predicted model, not a curated record. NCBI's taxonomy places the organism in Eukaryota, Metazoa, Arthropoda, Insecta, Diptera, Calliphoridae.